Molecule: messenger RNA, 2841 nt
Organism: Leptopilina boulardi
Lineage: Eukaryota; Metazoa; Arthropoda; Insecta; Hymenoptera; Figitidae
Product: aminoacylase-1-like
Exons: 6
Coding region: 1254-2519 (421 amino acids)
Biological process (GO): amino acid metabolic process
Cellular component (GO): cytoplasm
Molecular function (GO): aminoacylase activity
Source: RefSeq, a predicted model, not a curated record
GUUGUGUAAAAAACAUGCUCUGACAUUUUUCAACUUAUCUCAAAAACGAAACAAUAUUUUUUAAGUCUUAAAAAUUACUUUUAAAGCUAAGAUCUUAAAGAUUAUGUUGUAGGAGUUACAAAUUUUUCCUUGCAUUUUCCUAGAUUAUGCAGGGAAUCAAAAACUGGGUACGAAAUUGGGAAAAUUAGACGUUUUUUUUCGAAAUCUUUCCAGUGUUAUAAUCGCUCCAGAAAGUCGAAAAAAAAUUCUAGGUAUAUAUUCAGAAGCAGAAUUUUAUCAGCUUUCAGGUGAUCUAAGUUUCAAGUCUCUAGCUUUUCUCAAACUUAAAAUAUCUUAAUUUAGGUGCGACAUCAACAUUUCAUUCCGCGCACGUCAAUCGUACCGACAAUUUCCGACGGUAGUGUAUAUACGUUUAUUUCGAAAAAAAGGAUCUGCUACGAUUUUCGGCCUUGAAAAUUUGGAAUCCUAGGACAAUUUCCAACAAAUCUGCGUUAACCGAAUGUUGCUAUAUUUUCGAAAAACCUAUUCGAGAUUAAAGCCAAGUGUGGGCACGAUCUUGUACAAGAUUGUGUACACGAUCCUGUACAAGUUUUUUCAAUCGAGAAUUAAUGCUGAUCACUUGCGUAAUUAUUUCGUACAGUUUUCCCACUUAUCCAGUCUAAUCUCUCCGAAUUUGAUACGAAAUCAAUCCGACUUUUUUACCAGGGCAGUGAGAGCACGCGUGCCGGUCUGACUCUGUGAGCGCAUUUUGCUAUCUGUGGGUAGAAUUGUAUUUAGACGAUGGAAAAAAAUCAUGUAAAUACCUUCAUGUUUCGAAACGUUACAUUGUUACCUUCUUUAAUUUUAUUUAAAAAGUCACUAAACAUGAAAUAACACAAAGCAAGUAUUAUUUAAUCUUCAAACACAAAGGUUUUUUUUAAUAUAUAAAAACACAAUGUUUAAAUAAUUUUUUAAAUAUAAGAUACAUUAUAUUUGUACAUAUUUUUAUUGCAAUUUUUUUUAGUGAAAUUCUAUUGCAGCUUUGACAAAAAUAAAUUUGAAAGUUAAAACGAAUUAUAUCUACAAUAUUUUUAUUUUUCAGUAAUAUAUAAUUUUUAAAUUAACACAACAGUGUCUUGUAAACCCCUCCCCUAUUAAGCAUUACGUAUUAUAUGGAUGACUCCUUUGUUACCUGAGUUGUUAAAAGAACAAUGUGACGACGAAAUCACUUCAGUAUAUUUCAUGGAAAGCUCAAAGUUGCUUCAUAUUCAAUAAUGUUAUCGUUUUUUAAAAAAUUUAUUUACUAUUUAAUCGUAUUUGAAAUUUCAAGCUUAAAAAUUGUUCAGUCUAAAGAAGAUGCACUAGACUUAACGGCCUUGAAAAAUUUAGUCGACUAUCUUCAAAUUCCAUCUGUUCAUCCAAAUGUGAACUACGACGAUUGUGUAAGUUUUCUGAAAAGACAAGCUCAAUCUCUUAACCUAACUGCGAAUGUUUUUAAAUUGCAUCCCAUAAAACCAAUUGUAAUUAUUACAUGGGAAGGCAAAAAACCGGACAAACCUUCUAUUUUAAUCAAUGGACAUAUGGAUGUUGUUCCUGUAAAUGCCAAAGAAUGGAAAUAUCCACCAUUUGAAGCCAAAAUAGAUAAAAAUGGCAAUAUUUAUGCUCGUGGAGCGCAAGACAUGAAGAGUAAUACUAUACAAUAUAUAGAAGCAAUUCGCCGAUUAAAAUUAAAAGGAAUUCGACUAGAGAGAACGAUUCAUUUGUCUUUGAUGCCGGACGAGGAAACUGGAGGAGAGUUAGGCAUGAAAAGUUUUGUGGAAUCAAAACACUUUAAAGAUCUAAAUAUUGGUUUUGCCUUAGAUGAAGGAUUUCCUGCAUCUGAAAAUAAAUAUCAUGUAACCUAUGGUGAGAGGACACUAUUUGAAAUUUGGAUUCAUUGCCCUGGUAAAUCUGGUCAUGGUUCGAAUUUGUCUCCUAAUACUGCUGGUGAGAAAUUACAAAUCGUAAUUGAUCGUUUUCUCGAAUUUCGAAAAACAGAAAAGAAAAAAUUCGAUGACUCCGGGCGUAUGGACAAUGUUACUUCCAUAAAUCUAACAAUGCUCAAGGGUGGCGUACAAGUAAAUGUAGUUCCCGAUAUGUUGUCAGUGGCAUUUGAUAUUCGUGUCUCACCUUUUGUUAAUUUUACGCAAUUCAUUGGAAUGAUUGAAGGUUGGUUAAGGGAAGCUGGCAGUGGAGUUAAUUAUACUGUUAUUGACAAAGGGACGCAAAUUGAAGUUACAAAACUAGACUCAAGUAAUAUUUAUUGGCUCGCCUUUAAACAAGCUUGCGAUGAGAACUCUGUGAAAAUAGAAACACUAAUUAUGCCAGCAGCAACAGAUUCACGCUAUCUACGUGCUCUUGGCAUACCAGCUUUAGGAUUUACACCAUUAAGCAAUACUACAGUAACAGCUCACGCUCAUGAUGAAUAUAUCAAUAAGAAUGAAUUUUUUAAGGGAAUUAAAAUACUUGAACAAAUUUUAUUAAAAGUUGCGAAUGUUUAAUUGUUCCUGUGAUUCGUUAGAAUAGAAAAAUUAAUAUUUUCUCUAUAAAUUAUUUUUAUAGUCUAUAAAAAUUAAAAUUAUAAUAAGUUUACUCAGGUAUGAACCUUGUAAACGCCAAUACAAUCAUAAAAUUAAGUGGUUCUUCGUCGAUCGUAAUACUAAAUUUAUAUGGGCAUGUUUUUUUUUUGGUUUUACUAUUUGUAAUAAACGAAACUUGAUAUUGCUAAAUUUAAGAAAUUAAGUGAGAUGUGAAUUAGUUGUAAAAACCUUUAAACUGUUAUAUAUUUUUAAAAAUAAAUAAAAAUUCAGUUAAUGUUUCAAA